Messenger RNA from Insectozyma verbasci, 2772 nucleotides. Lineage: Eukaryota; Fungi; Ascomycota; Pichiomycetes; Serinales; Debaryomycetaceae. The record is from the annotation of a GenBank genome assembly.
AUGAACAAAAUAUUUCAUCAUAAACAUCAAAAGUUAAUUUUACAAUGUUAUCCUGCUGGUAAAGCUGUUGAUAAAAAACCAAAUCUGUCAGAAUUAAGUUAUUUAUUAUAUUAUGCUUCUACAAGAAGAGUUAAAUUAGAGAAAGUUAUUAUAUUUUUAAAAGAAAAGACAAAUCAUGAUGCGAAAUCAAAUAAAAGUGGUAAUUUACAAGUUACUUUAAUUAUUGUAAAAGAUUUGAUUAAUAAAUGUAGUGAAAAUUUAAAUGUUUUUGCUCAACAAUCUUGUGAUAUUUUAUUUACGAUUUUAAAUACAAAAGAUGUUGCUUUAUGUAAAGUAGCUGUUAAAACUUAUGGUGCAUUAUGUGAUAAAUUAGAUGGAGCUUUGUUCUCUGGUGAUAAAGAUUUUGUUAAAAAAUUUACUGAAGUUUCACAAUUAUUAAUAUCAUUUGGUAAAGAAAAAACAACAGGUCUAAAUCAAUAUGAAUGGCAAAUGAUUAGUUUAAUGGCUAUAAAUGAUAUUUCAAAAUGUUUGGGUCAUAAUGCAACUGUUUCAAAAAAAUUUAUUGCAUUAUCGGUACCAACUUUAAUUCAAGUUAUAUUAAGUAAUAAUGCUCAAUCGAGUAUUUUACAAAGAUUAAAAUCAAAUGUUAAUAUUGAAACAGAUAAAAGAUUAUCAAGAAUUCAAUCUCACAAAUCUCAAUUGCAAGCUUCACAACAAAUUGAAGAUGAUUUUAAUAAUGAUUCUCUAACAUUAGCUGAUGUUACUGAAGAAGCAUUCACAUCAAUGAAAUCAUUUUUCAAUACCAAUACUUCUGGUCAAAUCUCAGAAGUUACAAGAACUGUUGUUCAACAUAAUAUAACAAAUAAUGUUGAUAUGGAUUGGGGUGUUUCAUUUUUAGAAUUAUGUAUUACUUGGAUACCUGUUCAAUUAAGAUUUGUUGGUUUAUCAACUUUAUUAGUUACUUUGAGUCGAAUUAAUAUCGAAGGUUCAAGUAAAUCAAAUUUCAAUAUUCAAUAUCAAUAUUCUUGUUAUUUAUUAGGCUUAUUAUCAUCAAAAGUUAAUAUGAUUGGUUUAUCAGUUUCUGAUAUAAUUCAACAAUUAUUAAAUUUACAAUGUGACUUAAUUUUAAAACCAAGUGAUUUAGAAAAAUCAAAUGUCUUAACUUUGACCAAUAUUUAUUCAGAUUGUAUUUGUAAUUUAACAACUCAUAUCUAUUAUUACGAUCAAGUUCCCGAUUCAAUACAAGAAAUUUUAGUUAAAGUUGAUUUUGUUUUAGAUUCUUCAUUUGUUGAUGAUAAUACAAAUUCAACAGGUGAAAACAUUCAUGAUUUGAUUAUACAAUUAUUAGAUAACAUAUCAAAGAUAUUUAUGAUUUUAAAAAAACAAACUUCAUCAAUAAAUAGAAAUCAUGUUAAUUUAGAACAUUGGGAUAUAAGUUUGGGAUUAUUGGCACCAGAAAGUGAAUUUGAAGAUGAUAGAAAGACUGUAUUGACUACAUUACAAAUUAAUGAUAUUCAAGCAAAAUAUUUAAAAGUUUUUGAUGAAUUUUUAAACAAUGAAUUAGCUGUUGUUUCAACUAAAUUUGAUUAUAUUAAAAAUUCAUCCAGAUUAGAUCCUGGCCUUGAAUCUAAUAACAACAAUGAUUCUGAAGGUGGUAAAAAUUUAAUGGAACCAGAUGUGAAUCAAUAUAUUACUCAUCAACAAAAUUUCAUAUCACAUUUUCUUAUGUAUGUUGAUAAAUUUUUUGAAAAUUAUAAUUCACCAAAUACUGAAUUAGUUUUACUUUUAGUCACUGUAUUAAAACAUAUGCUGAAUAUUUUAGGUAUAAACUUUUUAAGUAAUUAUAUACCUUUUUUUCAUCAUUGGGUUUUGAAAAUUAAUAAAACAAAUGAAUUUACACAAGGACAAAAAUUUAAGGAUACAAUUGCGCAUAUAGUGUUAUAUCAUGUAUUGAUUGAUUUGGAUCAACAAUAUGAAGAAGAAUUGGAAGAUUAUUGUAAAACUGCAAAAUUAUUCAAACAUAUACAAAAUGCAGUUGAAUAUAGAAAAAAACAUAGAUUAUGGAUACAUGGAAUUGAUGAAUUACCAACGGAUAAAAAUUUUGAACUUUAUGAUAAACCAAGAAUAAAAGCUGAUGAUAUUGAAGAUUUCGCCUGUGGAAAUAAUUUCUUGAUUGUUUGGUUACAUCCUCAAAAGCCUUUAUUAACAGAAAUUGAAAAAUCUCAAAUAAGUACUCAUAUGAGUACUUUUAAUAACGACUCAAGAAAUACAAAUAAUACAUUUAUGCCUGAACCGUCUAUUGAUGAAGUUCCUGGGAACUUUGUACCUACAUCUGAAUGGGUUAAUCAUACAGGUUUAUCAUCAGAUGUUGUUUCAAGUAAUUCUGAGAAAGGUUUAUACACUGGUUUAGGUUUAGGCACUGCUGGUGAUAUUACAUCAAUUCAUCAGGAAAUUUUGCAAUUUAGUCAACAUUUUCAAGAAAGAGGUUUACCACAUGCAAAUGGAUAUAGUUCAGCAAAUACUACCAUGAUGAAUAAUAAUUAUGACUUUACAAAUGGUUCAAUUUAUACCUAUGAUUCUAAACAUGUAAAUUCACCAACAAUUUCAGAUUUAAAGGAUGCGAUGUCAGCUUAUAAAAUGAUACCGCGUCCAAGUCAGAAUGAAAGUAUUGUAUCAAAUGGAUCAGUACUUAACAAGAACUUGGCAACAACUGAUGUUAAUGCAAUAUUAGAUGGAUUAGAAAGUGAUGACGAUGCUGCUUUUGUUGUAUAG